CUUUGCUGUCACAUAGUGUCAUGUCAUGUCAUACGUACAAUAUUAUGACAUUUUUGUAAUGUUUAUUUUUCGCUAUUUUUUAUUGUAUGUUUAUUAAUACAGUCAAUCAAUCUACAUAGAUCUAUUUCAGGAUGAAAUGCAAUGAAUUUGAAAAAAGUAAAUCUCGCCACAUGAACCUGGACAACUUGGACAAAGCGUUACAUGAUUUAGGAAUGUUGAGUGCAAUAACAGAAGCUCGCCGGGAUUAUUUAAGAGAGUCAAAAGCAAAUUUUGGAGUGAUGCGAUUCAACACGCGCUACGUAUCCAACGUCACCGUAGGAUAUUGUAUGAAAAGAGCAACAAACAAAAACAGACUCUGCCCUUAUGUUUUGCCCGUCAGACAUAGAACUAAGAGUGAAAACUCAGAUGCGAUCAUUAGUGACGUGACCGACGCUGGAUGCGAAUACAAAAACAGUUUGUUGGAACCGUCCACAAGUGGAUAUGGCGCUCACGAGUGCGCCAAAAGCCCAGCAAAACGCUGCCAGUCGCUAGAAAAUCUCAAUCUGUUAGUAGAAUCCCAAUCUGGCUCAGAAAUAUCACCAGAAAUGGACUGUGUGUCAACUCGCAUCCAGAAACUACAAGUUGAUGAAUGACAUACCCACAUCACAACUCGGUCUAGCGUUGUGGCACCAAUGAAUGAUGCCAUCACAGAGUGAUGGAUUGAUAGAAUGUAGUUGUAGUAUUGAAGUGAUUUACUGGAUGUUGGUUGUAUAUUUUUCAGUGUAUUUGUACAUGUGAAUGAGUGCCCCCUUAUUGAUUUUUACAAAACACACUGGACUGUCUGUAAAUAUUGUUUUAAAAUGUUUUAUUUACAUAACCCUGUACUGGUAUAAUGUCAUAAUGUAAAAGUCUAUUGUUUGUCAAUAAUUUAUAUAUUUGUAUGUAAGAGCUUCUUAAUUGUGACCAGUGUCCUAAUAUGAAAAGAUUUUAAUUAUAUUUCUUGUGGUUGUAGUUAAAAUAUGAAUGUUGUAGAUUAUUAUUUAUUAUUACUGCUGGCUUUACAAACAGUGCAAUAUAAAACAUAAUUGUAAGGGGGAGCAUGUAGAUUUAUUUUAUGUCUGUAGUUCUGUGUGAUUUUAUAAUUUUGCAUGUAUGACAGCCCUCAGUGGCCUGCAAAUCUAUGUGUAGCUAUUGUCCUUAAAUAUUUAAGUAUGCAAAUUGCUCAAAAUUCUUAAUGGGUACAAAUCGUGGAUAUAAUACUGAUUGUUUUAUGUCUACAAUUUACAUUGUUCAAGGUUUGUUAAAGCGGCAGUUUUAAAUUAUUUUUAUAGUUACCUAAACUAAAUACCACCUAAGAAUUUGUUGAGAACAAAUUAUUUUGUUUUGUCUAAGUCACAGAUGCACUUUAGUACAAGAUAUUUAUAUAUGUACAUAAAUUGUCUAAUAAUAUGGUUUACAUUUAGUACAGCUCUUCAAAUAAAAAAAAGGAAUUUUAACAAUACUAAUAGUACAAUUAAACAAACAAUCCUUUUGUUAUUGCAAAUAUAAAAUGUAAAAAAUCAGGCUAAAAAGCUGUGAAACACAAUUUCAUGAUUAUUUUUCUAUUCAAUUCUAUACACAGUUUAUAUGUUGUGUCCUAUAAGAACUCGUAUGGAAUACAUACUAAAUAUGUUUUUUUUUUUAAGUGGAUUAUAUAAAUUUAUUACCUAAAUAAUGUAAAGCACUUUUUUUGUAAUUCAUAAGGAUAUUUAUUAAAUUAUUUUCAAGUAUAUCCAAUAUAGUAUUACUAAACUAAGGUUCUAUAAUUAAACAUUACACAUUAUUAAGACUGUAAGAUGGAUCUCAUGUCAUUCUCUCAUAAUUAAUUGGAAAUGUGUACAUCUAAAUGUUUAAUGAAGGGCAAUGUGUUCCAUAGUGUAAUUUUUGCUUUUGUGACUUAGCCAUAGAUACAUAUGUUUGUUAACAUAUUUUGUUAUUUUUUUCUUAUUUAAUAACAAAUAUUUUAAAUAAAUAUUGCUUUAAUUUAUUCUA
Messenger RNA from Galleria mellonella (greater wax moth), 2010 nucleotides. RefSeq lists its product as uncharacterized. Lineage: Eukaryota; Metazoa; Arthropoda; Insecta; Lepidoptera; Pyralidae. The transcript is spliced from 2 exons. The record is from RefSeq and is a predicted model, not a curated record. Bases 132 to 632 code for a protein of 166 amino acids.